Saccostrea echinata is the source of this 1274-nucleotide messenger RNA. RefSeq lists its product as uncharacterized. Gene Ontology annotation, molecular function: protein binding. The transcript is spliced from 5 exons. Bases 1 to 957 code for a protein of 318 amino acids. Lineage: Eukaryota; Metazoa; Mollusca; Bivalvia; Ostreida; Ostreidae. The record is from RefSeq and is a predicted model, not a curated record.
AUGGCGACGGGUACUUGCUUGACUGGAGGUGACCCUCGCCUUGAUGAAUUCACCUCAGUGAAAACCAUCUUUGGAUCAAGAAGUGGUCCGGAUGCUAAAGUUUUUGUAAGUUUACCAGUUAUUGCGAAUCCCCUAACAUCUACAUCAGGGUUUUCUUGGUCAGGACCUACAUCUGAGUCUAUAUCGAUUAAAGUUUCACAAAGAGACAAUGGUGUCUACAAACACUGGAUCAACGGCACCAUCUCUGUUCCUGAUCGGAGAUCUUUCGGAAGAUACUCACUGAUGUAUAAAGGAAAAGUCAUAGCUGAUAUAACAAUCAGAGCGGAAGAUAAACCUCAGCGACCUUUGAACUUUUCAUGGUAUUCCUACGCCAGUGGAUACAUCAAACUUACCUGGGUAUCAAACUUUAAUGGAGGACCAGAACAAAUCUUUACCUUGUCAAGCAAAGAAGAGCGCAACUGGAGAGUUGUUAAAAAUCUGACAGACCCUGGUGAAGGUAAUACUGGAUUUUAUGACCUUGGACCUUUAACCUCAGGACGGCGGUACUGGUAUCAGCUGGAGAGUUGUAAUAGAAUCGGUUGUUCUUCAAGGCCUGCAGAAGUAAACGUCACAGUUCGAGGUGUAAGUACAGAUUCCAGAGAACCCCUUAUCAAGACGAUCUAUAUUGCUGUUGGAGUCCUCGCUGGUUUAUCUGUUUUAUUGCUGACGAACUUUGGUGUUUAUAAAUUCGCAGUUAAUCGAGGAAUACAAUUAGGUUCGGUGAUUCAGCCAACUAAACCAACUCAUCUUAGAAACAUGGAUUUCUUAGACUUGGCCAACACAGAGGGCAUAACUGAGAACACAGAGCAAACACAAUCAACGACAGAUUCUCAGAAUGUCAGUGAACAUCAGGACAAUCAAUAUGUAGAACUGAAACCUGUCCGAGAUAGACUUUACUCAUCUCUUAAUGAUCUUUAACCUCUGAUAAGAGAGGUAACUCUACCUAAGAUUCUUGGCUAUCAUUCCUUUAAACUUUGACAAGUUAACGUGUUUUUUUUCAAAUUCUACAAUACUAGGUAUAUUGAAAUUAUGUGCAUUUUAAAUACAGAUUGAUUUUGAAAAACCAUCAUCACUGAAACAAAAUUUAAAUACGUGUACGAGGAAAGAUGAACCUUGAUAAAAAUUGUUUCAACUCUUCAGUAGCAAUGAAUUGUGUUGAUUUUUUAAGGAUGAUUUAAACACUGUAACAGCAUAUGUCUUAAGUCUAAUUUUUUUUAAAUAUUAAAGAGAUAACG